CUUCAUCUACUUCUUCUUCUUCGGAAUCUCUAAAUGUACCAGUGUAUUCAUCACAAAAGGAAAACAUUGUCCCAUUCAGAAAUGAAAAUAUGGACUUGAAUACAACAAUUUUGCCAUCCUCAUCUCCAUGCGCUUUCCGCACUACGCUAAAUAAAACAUCAAAGAAUGCAUAUGUAAAACCACCAGUCAAGCGCAGUCCAUUGGCAUCAAAUUUAUCACCGAUGAGAAAAGCGAAGAUACCCAAAGUGAGUCCGGAGUCUGAAGAAGUGCAAUAUGCUAUCUUAGAUGCUUUGCGGGAAGAACAUGUCGGUUCGGAUGCAAUAAAAGGCAUAUUGCUUCGACUUGGCGAAGGACUACGUCGCCUUCCAUACCGGAGAAGGGCGGAAUUAGAGAUUGAAUGGCUACGACAACUAAGAGAAGCGGAACUAGAGUGCAAUGAAAUACCGUAAAGGGUACACAUUACAAAUGUAAUAGUGUACAUU
This is a messenger RNA of Trachymyrmex cornetzi, 482 nucleotides long. RefSeq lists its product as uncharacterized. The coding region runs from base 90 to 449 and encodes 119 amino acids. NCBI's taxonomy places the organism in Eukaryota, Metazoa, Arthropoda, Insecta, Hymenoptera, Formicidae. The transcript is spliced from 2 exons. The record is from RefSeq and is a predicted model, not a curated record.